AUGGAGCUUCUCCAUUCUGCUAAGGCUUCUGUUCUUGUUAACGGGUCCCCUACUGAUGAAUUUCAAAUCCAACGUGGUCUACGAAAAGGUGACCCCUUGUCCCCUUUUUUAUUCAUUCUGGUUAUGGAAGGGCUUCAUGUAGCUUUACGGAAAGCUCAUAAUGCAAGCAUGUUUCAUGGCAUUUCUAUUAGUGAGAUUGAUAUCUCACACUUGUUUUAUGCUGAUGAUGUUAACCUGAUGUCAAAUUGGGACACAAAUGAUCUUGAAUCAUUCGUUAAGGUAGCGGCUCGUAAGGUUGGGUGUGCUCCUGAUACUUGUCCUUUUAUUCAUCUUGGAGUCCCUAUUGGUUGGAAAGUGAAAUGCCCUUCGUCUGGAGGUCGCCUCUCUUUGAUCAAAGCGGUUCUUGGAAGACUUGGUAGUUACUUGAUGUCUAUCUUCAAGGUUCCAAUCUCUGUUGUUAACACCUUGGAGUCUCUUCGAGCUAGGUUCUUCUGGGGUGUUGACUUAGAUGAAAGAUGCAUGCACUGGAGAUUCUUUCAUAAUCCGGAUCUGAUAUGGGUUAAAAUUGUCAAAGCUCUUUAUGGUCCGAAUGGUGGUUGUAGUUCUCUCUCUCAUAGAAGAGGCUCGAUUGGUCCAUGGAAUGGUGUUAUUCGGACACUGGUGCAUCUUAAUAAUCGUGAUCUUGACCUCAGGCCUUUUAGUCCUAUUAGAGUUGGUGAUGGAAAUAUGACUUCUUUCUGUCAUGAUGUGUGGAAGGGGGAUACCCCCAUGGUUGCUUCUUUUCAUAGGAUUUAUGCUCUUGAUCUUCAUAAAUCUAUAUUGGUCUGUGAUAAAGUGCAUCUUGGAUGGGAUUCUGAUUGUCUUAGGCGGGCUCCUAGAGGGGGUAUUGAGGAGACUCAAUGGACUGCUUUCACUACCUUAAUGCAAGGGGUUCUUCACCAUUCCACUCCAAAUCAUUUGGGGUGGACUAUUGAUGUUUCAGAUUCCCUUACUGUUUCUUCUCUUAGAGCUUUUUUCUGGAUAGUCAUAUGUUUCAUUUGGGGGGUCCUGAAACUCAUUGGAAUAAUUGGGUGCCUAUCAAGGUGA
Molecule: messenger RNA, 1086 nt
Organism: Lactuca sativa (garden lettuce)
Lineage: Eukaryota; Viridiplantae; Streptophyta; Magnoliopsida; Asterales; Asteraceae
Source: RefSeq, a predicted model, not a curated record